ACACUGUCAGAUUGCUACCCGAGGAUGCUGCCCGCCGCCGCCGCCGCCGGAGGACCGGCCCUGCUGCUGAGCGCCCUGCUAUGGAGCCUGGCUGCCGCCGGCAAUCCAGAACUACCAACAGCAGUUAAUAUAACUUGGUCUUCAAUCAAUUUUAAAACUAUACUGCAGUGGCAGCCAAAACCAUCAGGUUACCUCUAUACAGUAGAAAUCCAUGGACAGACAUCUGACACCAGAAAGAAAUGCAUACUGACAGCAGAAACAGAGUGUGAUGUCACUGACCUGCUCAGGAAUGUGAGAGAGACCUACACAGCACACAUCCUGUCUGUAGCAUCCUCGGGGAUGGAUAACUUUGAAGAACCACCUUUUGCAGUCUCUGAAAAAUUUACACCUUAUAGUCAAACUGUUAUUGGAAAACCGGAGAUACAGAAUUACACACAAAAAGGUUCCAAACUGAAUGUUGUGUUCCAAGAUCCACUUACACCAUACACAUUUCCUAACGGAAGCUUUCAAAGUAUUCGAGAUAUCUUCCAAAAUGACUUGGAAUACAAGAUCUACUACUGGAAAGAUCAAAGUUCUGGGAAGAAAGAUGCAAUAACAAAAAGCCAUAAAUUUGAAGAAAGAGUUGACAGCUCAAAGAACUAUUGCUUCUACAUACAGGGAAUCAUUCCCUCCCGCAGAGAAAAACGCAAUGGUCAAGAAAGCAUGGUGCUUUGUACCAGUAUAGGAAGGAAUAUCUUAGAUGAGUAUGGAGCAGAAUUUUUUAUCAUCAUAGCAGUGAUAGUGAUUGCAAUCAUCACCUCUGCUGUUGUCCUGUCAGUGAUCCUCUGUAAACGCAAGAAGGCAAAAGCUGCAAGAGAAAAGGAACCACUUAAUGGUGUCUAAGAAAAAGUUACUAUCAACACUGAUGUUCAACAGCACUUCAAAAACAAAGAAAAAACCCAACCAACAACAACAACAAAACCCAUGCACUGGGGAAUACGGCAGAGCCUUUCAGCCUCUCCAGUAUGGGAAUUUUGAAGCCCAAACUUUUCCAUGGAUUCAGAAAUCUGUUAGUCACAGAUGAAAACUCCAGAGGAAAAAUGCUGGCCCACUAGUAGCUGGAGGAGUGUUCUGGUGACCUGUUGCAGUAGCCUGACCCUGCUCAUACACUCUUCCCAAGCUCCUUCUGUUGUCCUGUCUGAAACAGGAUUCUGAGCUACACUGACUUUGACUUGACCAGGUACAGCUGUUCUGAAAGUAUGGCCUCUCUGAGCCAGAAGAUUUAUGGUACUUGUGAGGGGAAAAACACUACUUUUGAGAAAUCCCUGCUGAUGGCAGGGGGGUUGGAACUAGAUGAUCUUAAGGUCCUUUCCAACCCUAACUAUUCCAUGAUUCUAUGUGUCCUUUACCUGAUGAAAAGGAACAUCUUUUUGUUUCUGUGAAACAAAACCUGUAUUUAUCUGACUUUUAACAUUAUUAACGGGGGAAAAUGAUCUGUUAGUACAGGUGUGACAUAGAUGCUACUAUGAUUUCUGCACUUCUUGGAUAAAAUUAACUUUGUUUAUCUUAGGAUAGAGACAGGUAAACCAACUGAAACUACUGUACUGGUGACUUGUAAGGAACACUCUUGAAGCAGGUAGCUGCUAUCCAUCUGGAAAGCAUAUCCAGAUUACACUACACUUACAGCUAUACAGACAGGCUAGUCUGAAGAUUCCAAGUAAGUGUUACAACAAAUGCUUUGCAGUUUUUGAGUCAGUAGUAACUCACUUCAUGCAAGCACUGAGUAGGUAGCAGUAUUUACUGCAUUUUAAACCUUAUUUUUAAUUAAACAGUUAGUGAAUGAAUAGCUUAUGUGGUACAGAAUCAAAUCAUCUCGGUGAUGGGACUUGGAGGUACCUGUUGCUUUGCCUAUUUUAAUAUUUAUUUUAUAAAUGGGAAUCUAAUUUUUAUACUGGUGAUAGAUGUAUUUAUGAUGGUAAUUUAUACUUUUCUAGGGAAAUAAAGGUGACUGGCAAAAUCA
Neopsephotus bourkii (Bourke's parrot) is the source of this 1999-nucleotide messenger RNA. RefSeq names its product coagulation factor III, tissue factor (gene F3). Gene Ontology annotation, molecular function: protein binding. Gene Ontology annotation, cellular component: membrane. The transcript is spliced from 6 exons. Lineage: Eukaryota; Metazoa; Chordata; Aves; Psittaciformes; Psittacidae. The record is from RefSeq and is a predicted model, not a curated record. Gene Ontology annotation, biological process: blood coagulation. Bases 25 to 882 code for a protein of 285 amino acids.